Molecule: messenger RNA, 354 nt
Organism: Centruroides sculpturatus (bark scorpion)
Lineage: Eukaryota; Metazoa; Arthropoda; Arachnida; Scorpiones; Buthidae
Product: multidrug resistance-associated protein 4-like
Exons: 2
Biological process (GO): transmembrane transport
Cellular component (GO): membrane
Molecular function (GO): ATP binding; ATP hydrolysis activity; ATPase-coupled transmembrane transporter activity
Source: RefSeq, a predicted model, not a curated record
AUGAACUCUGUAAAACGCAUUCUGAAAUACAGCAAUUUGAAAUCGGAAGCAUCCUACGAAAGUUUGCCUAAUAAACGGCCACCAACUGAUUGGCCAGAAAGAGGAGAAAUUCAUUUCGAUAAUGUUUCAUUGCAAUACUCCAAGAAUAAAAAUAUUGUGUUAAAGAACUUAACAUUUCAUAUUCGCUCCGGAGAAAAGAUAGGAAUUGUUGGGAGAACAGGUGCAGGAAAGAGUUCUAUAAUUGCUGCGUUAUUUCGCAUGACAGAGCCAACAGGAACGAUAACCAUCGAUGGUGUUGAUAUUAAAGAUAUUGGACUUCGGGAUCUUCGUAGUAAAAUAUCCAUCAUUCCUCAA